This is a messenger RNA of Striga asiatica, 669 nucleotides long. NCBI's taxonomy places the organism in Eukaryota, Viridiplantae, Streptophyta, Magnoliopsida, Lamiales, Orobanchaceae. The record is from the annotation of a GenBank genome assembly.
AUGGCCUCCGCGCUGCAGCUGCUCCUCCAAAUUCCAAACCCUUCGCAUCAGAUCGGUCCCCAGAUCUUAUAUACUCCCGAAAAAGGCGCUUUCCAAAUCUUUGUUCGAUGUGUACGAGCGAAGGAAUUUGGUGACCACGAAAAGCUCUCGAAUUUCUCCAUCUCUUUCAUCGCCCUCCAAGGAAUUGAUGGCCUACAUACAAAAAUUCUGAAUUACAUAACUAUUGAGAUCUCAGUAAGAGAGCUAGCGCCAGAUCGAGUCAGCCAAAUUACUGGAGAGUGCCUCAAGGACAAGUUGAAGAGCCGUGAGCUCCGGCGGUGGCAGGAAGAGGUGAAGAGGAUCAUAAAAUCGGUUCUGCCGGCCAGCUCUCAUGCCGUUGAAGGGGAGGAAUUUGAGGGAGUAAGAGAAAAGAGGAAGAGGAGAGAGAGUUCAAGGUAUUACCGGACAACAUCGCGCUGUGCGUCAACUGCGGGGUCGCAAAAUCACGCCUCCGCUGCCCCCCGGAUCCUGUGCCAGAAAUGCUUCAAUUCGGUGAAGAGUCGCGCUGCCGCCGUGGAUAGAUCCUUCAGAUCCAGUCCGCCCGCGAGGUUUUCGAUGGAGGGGAGGUUGGAUUUUCCCCCGGUGAGCGGAGAUCCGGAGAAGGAGGCGUCGGUUGAGUCUGCGGCCUAG